CUAUCAUCUUCACUAUCUUUCUGCUGUCGAUUGUACCAAUGGUAACUCAUUCACUCGAAUGUUAUGAGGGCAUUCAUGGAGAAGAGAAAGUGGUAAACACUGGGCAGAAAUCGAUGUGCAUGUAUGAACCAAGAAUUCCUUGCGACUUUAAAGAGCCCGAUCAGUACAGUAUUAUUAGAUACGAUCAAGAUUAUUCCGAAAUAUGCUUUGUGUACGAACGAGUGGUCUGCUUCUGUGCGGAAGAUUUGUGCAACAAAAACUACACAAAAUUACUGGAGAAGUGGGAUGCUACUGAUGUUGCAAAUGAGACUCUUAGAGAUUGUGUGAGGAAUCAUUUGCUUGAACGAAUCGAAGAAACACGCGUUUCAAGCACAGAAGCAAAUUCAGCAACUUCUACAGCCUCAAUUGAGAGCAAAGCGGAGACAACAGAAAGUAGUGAAAUAGCGACGACUAGUGAAGAGAAAGGCUCGAGUGCAACAAGUCUAGGCCUAAGUUCUACAACAACUGAAACGGAGCCCCGGGAUGAAGCUAAAACAACUGAAACGGAGCCCCGGGAUGAAGCUACAACAACUGAAACGGAGCCCCGGGAUGAAGUGUCGACAACCACUCAGCACGACUCGAACAGCGAAACAUCGCAAUCUACGGGUGGAGAUUCUGAGUCUCACAAGAAAGGACAAGGAAGCAAGGAUGAAGCUGAAAGCAGAAAACAGGAGGACGAUAACUACGAUUGGCGACUCUUUAUAAUACUAGCAAUCAUUGCUGGUAUACUUGUGCUGAUAGAAACUCUCUUCCUCGUAACACUUAACCCACGUGGUACAACGACUUUCUGCACAAUGCACGGACGAAUACGCUGGUGA
Molecule: messenger RNA, 857 nt
Organism: Cylicocyclus nassatus
Lineage: Eukaryota; Metazoa; Nematoda; Chromadorea; Rhabditida; Strongylidae
Source: the annotation of a GenBank genome assembly